GUCAACGAUCAUCCAAUGUCCCUGCGUCCUGCAAAAUGAUGCUUCAAUGGCUCACGCCAACGAAUUCUCAAGGAUUGGUCGAAGGAGGUCGCGGACUGACGUCCGUGAGGUGAGUCAAGGCACGUGAGACAGGGUCUGGAUGGGUCUUUGAAAAUUCCAUGUUCAAAAACAUGCAGAUUUCCCCUCGCAUUCUUCAGCCUCCCAAGGUCACUGUCGAUACCAGUCGGAGGGGUCUCCUCGGCCUGGCCGCCAUUGCUUAAGGUGGCAAAUUCUUGCUUUGACGGGCUAACCCUCAUAUUUUUCUUUAUUUAUCCGCUCUGCUACCGCGCCACAGAUCCAGCAGACAGGGCUGAUCAGUCCCUAUAACACCAUCUGCUGCACAUACGCCAUCGCAAGUCGUCUCCUAGGCACGUCGAGGCACGAAGACGAGCAAUCGCAGGAGUAUCAGCUCCCAUGAGAAAGUGAUGAUCUCGUUCUGAUACUCAGCUCCAUUGUGUGUUCUGUGCCAAACCAACUUGGCGACUGCACGAUUUGAGCCUUGUCAGUUCGGGGGUUUUUUUAACAGCGUUGUGUGCGCAUACCGGGAACAACACCAGCAUAACCCCCCACCAGUCGAGCCUGUCCCCUUGGUUCACCCUGUCCGUGCAGAAGUAUAAUCACCUUCAGGAGGGGCUGACACCAUGAGUCCUGACUCCAAGACGAAGUUCCGUCAGUCCAUGGACGACCUACCGGAUGAACUGGCGUUGAAGGUCCUUUCGUACGCUGAUCAAGCUACCCUUUACCACUGCAUUCUGACAUCGAAGCGGAUCUAUCGCAUAUCUCUUCCUUUGCUCUACCGCCAAGUUUCCCAUCAUAUGUACUCGGAACCAUCGAAAAUCCAAUCUGCAGUGAGAACACUGAUCAAAAGACCUGAGCUAGCAAGCAAGGUCGAGAUUGUUGCGCUGUGUGACCCUGUCCAGAACGAUAACUUCUGGGACAUCAAGAGCUGGACUGAAUGGGCGAAGGAAAAGUACAACGCGACCCUACACGAGGAUGAUAAAGAACUGUUCGUGUCAGCCGCACGAAAAUACCUUCAUCUGAAUGCGUCCCCAAGCCAUGACGAUGUUUGGACACGCGAGGAGACGCACGCAGCGCUUCUUAUCGCCUUGUCGACGAAUCUCAAGCUGUUGCACUUGGAGAACCCGACGACAAAAGACGAGCAGCCACGAUUUGUUCUCGACCAUCUGGUUCUAUCAAGUUUGUUUCCUAAAAUAAAGGAGCAAGCCAUACUUCAGAAUUUGACCACCUUGCAUGCCGUGACUGCCCGUCUGGAAGGCGGCCAAGGUGGAUUCCGUCUGUCGUCCAUCGCACCGUUCUUUCAUCUACCGAAUCUCCGGCGUGUCGUAGGCAUGGCAUGCUUUGAGCCGGAAGAUGACUUGUACCAAGAUUUCGACUGUCCAGCCGGAACAUCCAAUGUGACCGACUUGAGCUUUAUCCGGUCGUCCAUCUGUCCAAUAGGUCUCUCCCAAAUGCUGAGCGCGUGCAAAGCCGUGGAAAGCUUCGACUGCGACUGGGCGGGACUCAGCGUCGGCUGGGUCGAAAUCAACUUUCCAUUGCUACGCAGCAACCUGGCCAUGCAUAAGGAUACCAUGAAAAGGUUGCGUUUGGACACUCGAAAGCACUAUGACUCCUGGCCCGAGCGUGACGACGGCCUAGUGCCACCUCUGGGGGAAGAACUAAAGACUUUUACUGCUUUGAAAAAACUUGAUGCGCCAGCGUCGGCACUGAUCGGCUGGGACGAAGAUGACGUUGGCGGCUAUCACAGGCUCAGGGACGUCUUGCCACCGAACCUAGAGGAGCUCAAAAUUAACGAGUACGCGCCAAGACUCGUCGAGGAGCUUGAUGAUUUCAUUCCUCACUGUGCGGAACUGUACCCUAAGCUCAAGGUCCUCUGCAUCUCGAGAUCGGAACUCGAGCAUGAAGAGAACGGCGACGCGGAAGAGCGACUCUUGGGGAUAUCAAGGGAUCUGGCGCCAGCACUUAGAGUGCAAUUUGAGGACGGAAGCGAAGUUGAUCACUUCGAAGUCAUGGGGAGCAUUGGUAGCGCGAGCAUAUGAAGAGAACGCUGCGACGUGAAUUGCAUGAGUCAAAGCAAGGACUAUGGUGUAUAUAUGAGAGCGCGCUUGAUUUCGUUACGAGUAGCUUGAAAAUUCUCUAGACCAUCUUCGCGUAUGUCGACGGGCGUGUGGUACAAGGGGAAGAUCACGUGAAUAUCCAUUUCUCUGCUGUCAAAUUGGGUUGUCUGGCACGUCUGCCUUGCGCAGUCGAUCACUUCAUUGCGUCAUUUAUAGUUGCGGCUU
Molecule: messenger RNA, 2339 nt
Organism: Verruconis gallopava
Lineage: Eukaryota; Fungi; Ascomycota; Dothideomycetes; Venturiales; Sympoventuriaceae
Exons: 2
Coding region: 681-2096 (471 amino acids)
Molecular function (GO): protein binding
Source: RefSeq, a predicted model, not a curated record